AGCGGGUGGGGCGGAGUCUCACGUUGGAGUUGCCCUGUCAGUGCAGGUGGAGGCCCCGGCGGGGCAAAGUGGCCGGAACCUCUUAAAGGGCGAGAGCGGCGCGGAGCCAGAACGCGGUCCGGCCCGACCCGGCCCGGUCGCCGCCGCACCCAGCCCAGCAACAUCAUGACAACAGAGAAGAGUUUAGUGGCUGAGGCCGAAAACUCACAGCACCAACAAAAGGAGGAGGGCGAGGGAGCCAUAAACUCAGGCCAACAAGAACCUCAGCAGGAGGAAUCUUCUCAAACAGCAGCUGAAGGAGAUAAUCAGUGUGAACAGAAGCUAAAAGCUUCUAAUGGAGACACUCCUACACAUGAAGACUUGACCAAGCACAAGGAGCGGACAUCAGAAAGCAGAGGCCUUUCACGACUGUUCUCCUCGUUUCUUAAAAGGCCCAAAUCUCAGGUGUCCGAGGAAGAAGGCAAAGAAGUAGAGUCAGAUAAAGAAAAAGGUGAAGGAGGUCAGAAAGACAUAGAAUUUGGAACCAGUCUUGAUGAAGAGAUCAUUUUAAAGGCCCCAAUUGCAGCUCCUGAACCUGAACUCAAAACAGACCCAUCUUUGGAUCUUCAUUCAUUAAGCAGUGCCGAAACACAGCCUGCUCAGGAAGAUCUCAGAGAAGAUCCAGAUUUUGAAAUUAAGGAAGGAGAAGAACUUGAAGAGUGCUCCAAAAUAGAAGUAAAAGAAGAAAGCCCUGAAUCAAAAGCAGAAAGAGAAUUAAAAGCUUCCCAGAAAUCAAUCAGAAAACACAGGAACAUGCACUGCAAGGUUUCUUUGUUGGAUGACACAGUUUAUGAAUGUGUUGUGGAGAAACAUGCUAAGGGACAAGAUUUGCUUAAACGAGUAUGUGAGCAUCUCAAUCUUUUGGAAGAAGACUAUUUUGGUCUAGCCAUUUGGGAUAACGCAACCUCUAAGACAUGGCUGGAUUCCGCCAAAGAAAUAAAAAAGCAGGUUCGUGGUAUCCCUUGGAAUUUUACAUUUAAUGUGAAGUUUUAUCCACCUGACCCAGCACAGUUAACAGAAGAUAUAACAAGAUAUUAUUUAUGUCUUCAGCUUCGGCAGGACAUAGUUGCAGGACGUCUGCCCUGUUCCUUUGCAACCUUAGCAUUGUUAGGUUCUUACACCAUCCAGUCUGAACUGGGAGACUACGACCCAGAACUCCAUGGCGUGGAUUAUGUUAAUGAUUUUAAACUGGCCCCGAAUCAGACCAAGGAACUUGAAGAGAAGGUCAUGGAACUGCAUAAGUCAUACAGGUCUAUGACUCCAGCUCAGGCUGACUUGGAAUUUCUUGAGAAUGCCAAAAAGUUGUCUAUGUAUGGGGUUGAUCUUCAUAAAGCAAAGGACUUGGAGGGAGUAGACAUCAUCCUAGGUGUCUGCUCUAGUGGCCUUCUGGUUUACAAAGAUAAGCUGAGAAUUAACCGCUUCCCUUGGCCCAAAGUGCUAAAGAUUUCUUAUAAACGUAGCAGCUUUUUCAUCAAGAUUCGGCCUGGAGAGCAAGAACAGUAUGAAAGUACCAUUGGAUUCAAACUUCCCAGUUAUCGAGCAGCUAAGAAAUUAUGGAAAGUCUGUGUAGAACAUCACAUGUUUUUCAGAUUGACAUCUACAGACACCAUUCCCAAAAGCAAAUUUCUUGCGCUGGGAUCCAAAUUUCGAUAUAGCGGCCGGACUCAAGCUCAGACCAGGCAAGCUAGUGCUCUAAUUGACAGGCCUGCCCCACACUUUGAGCGUACAGCAAGUAAACGGGCAUCCCGGAGCCUUGAUGGAGCAGCUGUUGAUUCAGCAGACCGAAGUCCUCGGCCCACUUCUGCACCCACCAUUGCUCAGAGUCAGGUCGCAGAAGGCGGUGUCCCAGGUGCCUCUGCUAAAAAAACAGGGGUAGCUAAAGCACAGAAGGAAACAGUGAAGGCUGAAGUGAAAAAGGAAGAAGAGCCACCUGAGCAAGCUGAGCCAGAGCCCACAGAAGCAUGGAAGGUGGAAAAAUCCCACACCGAGGUGACAGUACCCACCUCAAAUGGUGACCAAACACAGAAGCUUGCAGAAAAAACUGAAGAUCUGAUAAGAAUGAGGAAGAAAAAAAGAGAAAGACUAGAUGGUGAAAACAUUUAUAUCAGACAUAGCAAUUUAAUGUUGGAGGAUUUAGACAAAAGUCAAGAGGAGAUCAAAAAACAUCAUGCCAGCAUCAGUGAGCUGAAAAAGAACUUCAUGGAGUCUGUACCAGAACCACGGCCUAGUGAAUGGGAUAAACGCUUAUCCACUCACUCCCCCUUCCGAACUCUUAACAUCAAUGGACAAAUCCCCACAGGAGAAGGAGUGAAGAAAACUUCUAUCCUUCCCUCGGAAAGAAAGGUUGGUGGGCCAGAGUCCCCUGGCUACUUUCUCCCUGAUACAUAUCACUUAGGGGUGUGCAAAGAACCAGUGUUGAACUUCCAAACUGAUCAGAGAAGGCUAGCUCAACUGAGAGAACUUAGAGCCAAGUUUUUCCUUUCAUAGAUAACAUCUGUCUUGACUAUGGAUAGCAGAAUACAGAAAUUGCAGAAGGAAGAAAAACUUCUCAAUUGGACAAUUGGGGGGAAAAAACUUUCCUUAAAAGUAUCAUUAUUAUUUAUUUGUUUUGGUGAACCUUGGAGGCACAUUAUAAACUUUUAUACUUUGUUUUUCUUUUGCAGUCUUUAAAAAUGUGUAAGAUUAAGAUUUUUAUUUCUUGAACAAAAACUAAUUACUAUACUGAAUGAAUUGUUGCCGUUUUUAAAGUCUAUAUGAAGAGAUAAGAGGAUUACUUUUUAUAUUCUACCACUCUAUUUGUAAUAAAAGUAACUUUUAUGAUGGCAAGAAGAAUGCUUCAUUAUUGGCAUUGCCCAAUUAGUGAUUGGCAGCACCAAAGUAAUAGAAAAUGACCUAAAAUUAAUAUGUGAAUAUCCUCAAAGGAAGAAUAAAUAAUAUAACUAGGGGAAAGCCAGUGAUUCCUUGAACUUUCAGUUCUAAUGUUCAUUCACUCAUAAAGGUAUCUAUUGAGCACCCUACUAUGUUACAGAAACUUUGCCAAGAUAAUUUGCCAAAAUAAAGUAAAGCUAAAAUAGUGUCUAAAAGAUCUUUCCAAAUCCUUUGCACAUCCCCAAGUAUCAUUUUUGAGCACUUUCCAUCUGUCAUUUUGUUCAUCUUAUUCUGUCUUUCUUGAUCUUCUACCGUGAAAGCAGACACAGGAACGUGCUCUGUUAGUACAGGAUGAAGAGAAAAUUAAAAGGCAAGAAAGAUCCACUGAAAGAGCCUUGCCCCAGCAAGAAAAUGAAGAAAUUCUUCCCAAGGUUUCUAUUCCAAUCCCUGAGGAUCACAAGUCUCUCAAAAAGUGCCACCUCUACUUUAGUACUUUUCCAUCUCCUCGUAUUCCUUUCAUGAUGUCUUUUCUUGUGGUCCUUGCGUUGGCUGUUUGGUGGUUGGUCUUUCUGUGAUCAGAAAACAGGGUACUCAUCUGAAAUGUCAAGACCACUGAUUGAACGUUUGUCCUUGGCUUCAACUGUGUUAUUGCUGUAUGAUGCCCUCUGAUCUUGAUAGUUCACUGUCCUAGGGGAGCUCUUGUGAUCAUUUUUCUGUCGAAUGUUACUCUUUGCAGAGUAUGCAUUGUGGGAUACAAAGGAGUAGCAAUGGACUGCCUAAAGCCAGCUUUUCUGCACUGAAGUUUAGUAAGUUUAAACAAAUCAGAAUUAAGCAUAUGGCAGGUUGGUAAUCUUCCCAAAAGCUUUAACUCUUUUAUCUUGCACGUUUACUGUUUACUAUUGUUAUGUCCUUCUAUCCAAUAUUUCACACAAACCAAGAUACUCUCUAGAUAUAUUAGAUUGAAUAUUUUCCUAAACCUCUAUAGUAAUUUGUUUGGCAUGGGCUUCAUAGUUUAAGAAAAAAUUUCAACUUGCUAACCUUUCAGAAGCCUUAAAAUGAUAACGUCUUAAUCUACAAAUCCAUAACCACUCCUUUUCUUAGGACAUUAAACCAGUAUAUACAAAAGUCUUUUCUGGAAAAGGGCUUUUGACUCCUGUGGCCUUUUUAUGAGUAUUCUGAGCUGUGCAGAAACAGCCAACUUUAUCCUGCCUGAUAUAUAGAGGAGAUCUUCAAAGAUUACAUGCCAUCUUUUCACACAGAGAGUGUUGGUAUGGUUUAAGGAAAAUGGUGCUGGUGCCCCUUAGCCUCCAGGCAGGACUGAAAUUCUCAGACUACUCUACCUAUCUUUAAAAGUCCUGGAAUACAGAUUUACUCAAGAUCCGUACAUAAAUCCUUCUCUGAAUUAAGAUACUGUGAUACUUCUUUAUGGCUUUACUAGUUAUAUAACUAGCAGCAGUAUUUAGCUAUUGCUAAGCCUAAAAUAUAUAUUGAUAUAUUUUGUUUUCCUGAUAUACUUCAGACCUGUUUGUUCUUGCACUUGCGUUGAAAUCAGUUGUUUUUAAUCAAUGGCUUUGUGAUCUAAAGUUCUGUUGUGACAAGUAUGUGUCCUCUGUUUGCAUGUUGACUUAUAAGAUUUAACUGAAGUAAAUAUGAGUACUCUCUCUCUCUUCAGGACACAACUCACAUGCCUAACCUGUUAUUUUUUUUACCUAGAUAUUGAUGAAACCUUGCAUGUUGCUUGCUUUUUAUGGCACUUGAAUGUACCGAUAUGGAUGAUUUGAUUAAUGUCUCAAAUAUUUGUUUUGAAAUCUGAGUUUAUAGGGUUAUCAGACUAAGAUUAUUAUACUUUGUCUUACUUCUCAAUGCUCUUCAGUUGAUGAAACUUCUCAACAAGACUUUUUGUUUUUGAGAAGAUGGCCUCUUAGAGCAAAAAAAGAACAGUAAAGACAAGAAUCUUUUAUCCUUCAACAUCCACCAGUAUUAUUCUCUUGUCUCUGGAGACAUGUAGAAAUAAUUAUCUGGUAUUUCCUGAAAACUGCUACUCUCAUUAUAGUCUUUCCCAAGAAAUGGAAAAAGAAGCAAGGACCAGGUUAAAAUUUAAAAGUUGUGUGUAUAUAUCUUUUAUGUCACAGGCUAUGUCUAUUUAUAAUAUAUAUUUUGUAAAUAAGCAUAUUUAUUGAUUCACUCAUAAUAAGAGAGACCUGAAAAAUUACAAAACUGUACUCUAUCUACCACAGAAAGUAAUCAUCGUAAGUACUCUCUGGGAAAUAAAGAUACAAGAGCUUUCCUUAAUGAAAUAACAAAUGGAACUAUAGAAUUGGUUAGAUUAUUUUAAAUCUUUUUUUAAGGAAUUAAAAGGAAAUAAUCAGAACUUUAUACUUUUAUAACUGUUUCAGAUUAUAAUUCCUGAAUUUCCAGUUUUCAUCCUUAUGCACAGCUUUUUAUUAAUUAUUAUUGUGAACUUCACCCUGAAUUUUGUUUCUCUUUGUAUUAGAGUUAUUCCAAGUCCAUUAAAAGUCUAAGCUAAUGAUACUUUUUAGUUUUCUGAAAUGCAGCAAGAGUCCUCGGAGAUUUUUAUUGACAAAGGAGAGGCCAUUUCUUCUAUCAAUAGGGUAAAAAUGAUUAAGAGGAGAAUGGCCAAGCCCUUGUAUUGGACAAAGCUGACCAAUGCAGGAUCAAAAGAUACCCAUCACAGUUAUCAGAGGAAAAAUAUUUGGUAUUCUAUCUUUGUAUUACCUAAAGGUAAUGUUGCCAAUAUUUGCAAUAUAAAGUGUAAAUAGGCUGGGUGUGGUGACUCAUGCCUGUAAUCCUAGCACUUCGAGAGGUUUAGGCAGGCAGAUCACCUGAGGUCAGGAGUUCGAGACCAGCCUGGGCAACAUGGUGAAACCCCGCUUCUACUAAAAAUACGAAAAUUAGCUGGGCAUGGUUGUGCACACCUGUAAUCUCAGCUAUUUGGGAGGCUGAGGCAGGAGGAUCACUUGAACCUGGGAGGCAGAGGUUAUAGUGAGCUGAGAUCAUGCCACUGUACUCCAGCCUGGGUGACAGAGUGAGAUUUCAUCUUUAAAAAAAAAAAAGCCUAAAUAGUCUUGGUUUCCUUCCUUCAUUUUCAGUACCAGAGACAGAUCCUAAUAGAUAUUGGCAUUACCUGUUACCCUGUUUCAGCUUCUUAAUGGCAAGUUGAUAAAUAAAAAAUAAUUUGGACUAAAGAUAUCUAUACAGACUAUCAUAAUAUUUUGGAUUUUUGCCUUGGCUUUGUUAUUAUUCAUUUCUAGGGUGACUCUUAAGAGGUUCACUUAACUACUUGGCACCCAGAUUUCCACCUAGUAAUGUGGAGCCAAACCUACCUCAUGACAAUGAAGAUGUAAUAAGUUCCAGGAACCAGAGACCCUGGUUGUUAUUCAAUUCUUGGUAUUUGGGGAGCUGGGAAGAUGAAAAUUUAAAAACACACAAACAUACAUUACCUUCUUUUUAUUUUGAAAGUAAGUAAAUAGCUGUGUUUAUUUCCAUCUACUCUUUAUUGAUAUUUGACCAAUCACUUUACUAAGAUGUCUUUCCAAAUUUAUCCUUCUCUUAAUAAAUUCACUUUAUCCAAAUGGCAUUAUUAGAGUGGAUCAUACUUGAAAAUAAACCAAGCAUCUGUAUUUUGGACCUAUCUUUCAGCCAGUUUCUUUUAUGCUAACCCUUGGAAUAUGAAGGAAAUAUUUUGCAUGGAUCAAAUUUUCUACUUAUUUACAUCUUCGUUAAAAGUUUUGAAGAGAAAAAUACUCUGUUGAUUAAGAUUAGACUGGGGCCAGGCACAGUGGCUCACACCUGUAAUCUCAGCACUUUGGGAGGCCAAGGUGGGUGGAUCACAAGGUUAGGAAUUCAAGACCAGACUGGCCAAUAUGGUGAAACCCCAUCUCCACUAAAAAAUACAAAAAUUAGCUGGGCAAGGUGGCUCAUGCCUGUAAUCCCAGCUACUUGGGAAGCAGAGGUAGGAGAAUUGCUUGAACCAGGACCCGGGAGGCGGAGGUUGCAGUGAGCUGAGAUUGAGCCACUGCACUCCAGCCUGUGCUACAGAGCAAGACUCCACUUCAAAAAAAAAAGGAUUAGACUGGAUAUUAUACAUGGAAUAGAUUUCCAGUUGGCAUCCUAGAACCUAGUACGUUUCUAUUAAAUAUUAUUGUAAAUUUUACUCUGAAAUUUCUUUGGGUAUAAGCCAAUUCACUUUCUCCUACUUUCCUAGGUUACUUCUAUAAUACUUCUUAUAAAUAAGCCUGUAAUACUUCCUGUAGGUAAGCAUAUAGGACACUUGAGGCAUUAGAGAAUUAAUUUAAUUAAUUUUAAGAAGGUAUUAUGGAGCAAAACUUACACGUGUACUUUACCCAGUGGUUAUGUAUUUACCAAAGGAAAACAGAAAGGGCAACAUUAAUAUGAGACAUGGUCUCGUUGUUGUUGUUGUUGUUUUGCCAAGGGUUUUGAAUAUAGUAAAGACAUAUAAAACUUUUCGACAGAGUUGCCUUCUCUUAUAUUCCUCUUCACAGAAAUUAUAAAAUCCCAAACUAUAGCAUUCUCUACAGCUUUCAAAAAGACUAUUAUAUUGUUUUUAUUAUACAUAGAAACUUCACUUUUUUUCAUAUAUUCAGAUUAAACCUGUUUGUAAUGUUGAUAUGUUGAUACUAAAAACUGAGACAACUCCUUAUUCUUAUUCUGUUUUGCGUGGCAUGUGGGAUUACCAUAUCUGCUUCCUCUAUACUUUAGUGGAUAGUAUUAAUAGACCGCGCUCAUUUCUGUUGCUGUUACUCCUCAUGACUUAGUGUCUCCUUUUAGUGCAGCAGAAUAUGACGCAUAUUGGUACAGAGCUAUGUAAGUGUACCUGAAAUGGUUAAGAAGGUAUGGUGUUAGAAUUAGAAAACCAUAUAAAGUUAGGCUAGAGGAAGAGCAGUGGCUAUGAUCAACUCAUUCAUGGAGGAUUCCAUUUGGUAAACAAAAUUCCUAUCAUCCUAGAACUUGAAAGACAAAGAUAAAGUAGUUUAUUCCCACAGAUCAGAAAUGCAGGCUAAGAGCUAAAUAACUUUAAUAAUAUUCUAACUAAAUGUAUAGAUAACAUUGUGGAGAAAAUACACUUAGGAAUUUUUUAAUCUUUUGUGAUUGAAAUACUAGGCUGAGUUUAGUUUACACCUGUAAUCCCAGCACUUUGGGAGGCCGAGGCAGGCAGAUCACCUGAGGUCAGGAGUUUGAGACCAGCCUGGCUAACAUGGUAAAACUCCAUCUCUACUAAAAAUACCAAAAAAAAAUUAGCUGGGAGUGUUAGGAUGCACCUGUAAUCCCAGCUACUCAGGAGGCUAAGGCAGGAGAAUCACUUGAACCUGGGAGGCAGAGGUUGCAGUGAGCUGAGAUCGAGCCAUUGCACUCCAGCCUGGGCGACAUGGCAAGAUUCCAUCUCAGAAAAGCCAGGCGUGGUGUCAGGCAUGUGUAAUCCCAGCUACUUGGGAGGCUGAGCUGGGAGAAUCACUUACACCCAGGAGGUGGAGGUUGUAGUGAGCUGAGAUGGCGCCACCACACUCCAGCCUGGAAAACAGCAAGACUUUGUCUCAAAAAAAAAAAGAAAUCCUAGAAGGCAGCAGUGUCUUCCCCUUUAACGUAGUCAGAAUCCUGUUUGGGAUAAAUAAUAGAAUAAAUCUGAGAUUUGAAAGACUAAAAGGUAGGGGAAAACAGAGUUCCUACUGUCUUUUCUUGUCUCAAAAUCAGCAAAGGCAAGUGAGCCUCUCGUUUUCUUAUCUACUACCUCUUUAAAGAAAAGUCUUCAUAUUUAUAAGAUCCCAUCUCAGUGAAACACAUAUAAAAAGAUUUAAGGGCAUAACAUGGCCACCAGUCAUUUUAUUCAUUCAUUUUAUUCAUCACCCACCAGCAAAGCACUCUUAUUAUAUUUUACAAGGAUGCAAAGAGUCAGCAUUAUCCGAAUUUUAGGGAUUGGAUGGGAUCCUAAUUCAACUCCUCUCUCUUCUGGUGCUUAACUCUUCUCUACAAUAUCAUUUAGAGAUUUGGAGGCCAGUCUUGCAGUCUUGUUGUUAAUACAUCUCUUUUAUUUGUGUCUUUCUCCUCAAAAUUGUUAGAUUCUCAAAGGUAAGAGGCUCUUUAGACCAAGCACGGUGGCUCAUUCCUGUAGUCCCAGCUACUGAAGAGGUUGAGGCAGGACUAUUGCUUAAGCCAGGAACUCAAGGCUGCAGUGAGUCAUGAUCACACCACUGCUCUCCAGCCUGGGUGGCACAGCAUGACCCUGUCUCUAAAAAAAUUUAAAAUAGUCUUGGCGUGGUGUCUCAUGCCUGUAGUCCCAGCACUUUGGGAGGCUGAGGCAGGCAGAUCAGGAGGUCAAGAGAUCGAAACUUUCCUGCCCAACAUGGUGAAACCUCAUCUCUACUAAAAAUACAAAAAUUAGCUGGGCAUGGUGGUGCGUACCUGUAGUCCCAACUACUCGGAAGGCUGAGGUACAACAAGAAUUGCUUGAACCUGGGAGGUGGAGAUUGCAGUGGGCUGUGAUCACGCCACUGCACUCCCACCUGGUGACAGAGACUCCAUCUCAAAAAAAGAAAAAGAAAAAUAGACCUUGAUUUUGCCAAUCUAUCACCUUUGUGUUCCAGCUACCAUGUUGUCUUAUAUAUAACAAAUAAUAUUUGUUAAACUGAAUUAAAUGAUUACUCACAGAUGGCAACUUUUCACAUAGAAUCUGUUGUACUGGCAAGUAAAUUUGUGCCAUAUGCCCAAUCAGUAUAUGCAGGUAACCCAGAAAGCCCAUAUCCAGCCCAGAAGCCACUGCCUCUCGUUAAUCCUGAAGUAUGGUCCCUGGUUUAUUCAAGGAAACUAGUAUACCCCUAUGGUAGGUGUCAGUUUCUAUUGUUAAUAUCUUGUAACUUGGUUCAAUUAAAAGGUCUUAUCCAGCUGGCCUUGGUGGCACAAACCUGUAGUCCCAGCUGCUCAGGAGGCUGAGGCAGGAGGAUCACUUGAGCCCAGGCACUCCAGUCCAGCCUGGGCAACAUGGCAAGUCCCAAUCUCAAACAAAAAAAAAAAGAAAGAAAAGAAAAGCUCUUGUGCAUUUACCACAGGUAAUAAUCAGCUAUUCUCACUCGAGAACAUAUUAUUAAGAAUAAGGUACACAUCUGUAUAAAAAAACUCAUCUUGGAUGAGUGUGAUAUCAUAAAGGGAACAUUUAUAUUUUCUAAAAUACUUUGCAGAGAGCAAUUUGAUACUUUUUUUCUUGUGUUUUACAUGAUAUAGAAACAUCAACUAUAUCAAACACUUAUGGGCUUUGAUAUAUUUGGAGCAUCAGGAAUAGAAAGUUUUUCUGUAAAGUGCCAAAUAAUAAAUAUUUUAGGCUUUGUAGGCUACAUGGUCUGUCACAACCACUCAGGUUUGCCAUUGUAGAGUGAAAGUAGCAUAGGUAACACAUAAAAUGAAUGACUUGUGAUCAUGUUCCAAUCAAACUUUAUGGACACUGAAAUUUAAAUUUCAUAUAAUCUUACAUGCUACUAAAGAUUAUUCUAUUAGUUUCCUAACCAUUUUAAAAUACAAAACCAUUCUUAGCUCAUGGCCAUACAAAAAUAAGGAGAGGGUGGCUGGGUGCAGUGGCUUAUACCUGUAAUUCCAACACUUUUGGAAACCAAGGUGGAAGAUCAUUUAAGGUCAGGAGUUUGAGACCAGCUUGGCCAACGUGGUGAAACACCACCUCUACUAAAAUUACAAAAAUUAUUAACUUCCAGUUUAAUUGAAUCAUUAAAAAAUUAAUAAUAAAAUAAAAAUACAAAAAUUAGCCAGAUAUGGUGGUGCACACCUAUAAUCCCAGCUACUCAGGAGACUGAGGCAAGAGAAUCACCUGAAUCUGGGAGGCAGAUGUUGCAGUGAGCCAAAGUUGUGCCACUGCACUCCAGCCUGGGUGAAACAGUAAGAUUCUGUCUCAAAAAAAAAAAAAAGGAGAGGGUGAGAUUUGGCCUGCUAGUUAUAGUUUGCAAACCCGAUACAGAACAGAAAAGUGGUUAAUUACUUUUGCUGCCUUUAUACUGUUUUGGAGAGUUGUAGUUAGAAUCUUAGCAUCUUCAUUCAAUGUCAAAGUAUUUUUGUCUUGUUUAUUAUUAGAAAUGGAAAACAAAAGAUGAGACGUUCAUUUCUAUUUAUCAAGCAGUCAAGGUACACCUGAACUGUAAUCUAUGUACUACUGGGCAUGGUGGUUCAUGCCUAUAGUUCCAGCAUUUUGGGAGGCUGAGGCAGGAGGAUCGUUUGAGGCCAGGAGGAUCACUUAGGUCCUGGACUUCAAGACCCAUUGCUGCCAAAAAACAUUAGCCAGGCAUGAUGGCAUGCCUGUAGUUCCAGCUACAUGGGAGCCUGAGGUAAGAAAAUCAUUUGAACCCAGGAGUUUGAGGUUGCACUGCGCUGUAAUCAUGCCACUGCACUCCACCCUGAGCAAGAGCAAGACCCUGUCUCUAUGAAAAUCAUAAUAAUAAAAAUAAAAUAUGGACCGUAACCACCACAGCACCCCAUUUCUGCCAGUUCUCCAAAUUGCACUGUGUUAAGUGUGAUCUUAUAUUCAGUGAUGGUGCUAGAGAUCCCUUUCAUUCGGUAUGUAUUUUAAGUAUCUGCCUCCAUUUCCUCCUAAGGAUCGCUCAGGCUAACCACCCUCCUUAGCUUCCCAAAGUGCUGGGAUUAUAGGUGUGAGCCACUUUCUUUAUUCCCCUUGAGGAAUAAAGAAACCACAAUUCCCAAAUUCACUGUCUCUUUAGCCAAGUUUUAAAGAUAUGUAAUGAACAUGGUAAAGAAAGUAAAACGAUUUUUUUUUUUAAGAUGGGGUUUCACCAAGUUGGUCAGGCUGGUCUUGAACUCCCAACCUCAGGUGAUCUGCCUGCCUUGGCCUCCAGAGUGCUUGGAUUACAGGCAUGAGCCACCACGCCCAGCCACGAUUUUUUUUUUUUUUUUUUUGAGACCAAGUUUCACUCUCGUUGCCCAGGCUGGAGUGCAAUGCCAUGAUCUUGGCUCACUGCAACCUCUGCCUCCUAGGUUAAAGCAAUUCUCCUGCUUCAGCCUUCAGAGUAGCUGGGAUUACAGGUGCUCACCACCAUGCUUGGCUAAGUUUUUGAAUUUUUAGUAGAGACAGGGUUUCACUAUGUUGGCCAGUCUGGUCUUGAACUCCUUACCUCAGAUGAUCCACCUGCCUCGGCCUCCCAAAGUGCUGGGAUUAUAGGCAUGAACCACCUCCCCCAGCCAGUAAAAUGAUUUUUACUCUGAGUUUUUGGUAUACUUUAGUGUUUUAAGCACUAGUAUAAAUUUAAAAUUGGAUAUCUGAUAAACAUUUUAUAAGGGUCCUUCUUUCUAGUUACUUUUCCCUUGUUGUUGUUGCUUUUUUGAAACAGAGUCUUGCUUCGUCACCCAAGCUGGAGAGCAGUUACACAGUCUCUGCUCAUGACAACCUCCACCUUCCAGGUUCAAGUGAUUUUCCUGCCUCAGCCUCCCAAAGUGCUGGGAUUACAGGCAAGAGCCACCUCGUCCAACAAGAAAUCUAUGUUGAAAGUAAUAAUUAGUGGCCAGGCAAGGUGACUCGUUCCUGUAAUAUCAGCACUUUGAGACCCUGAGGCAGGAGGAUCACCUGAUGUCAGGAGUUUGAGACCAGCCUGGUCAACAUGGGGAAACCCCAUAUCUACUAAAAGUACAAAAAAUUAGCCAGGCAUGAUUGCAUGGGCCUGUAGUUCCAGCUACUUGGGAGGCUGAGGCAGGAGAAUUGCUUGAACCUGAGUGGCAGAGGUUGCAGUUAGCCAAGAUAGUGCCAUUGUACUCCAGCCUGGGUGAUGAGCAAAACUCCAUCUUAAAAAAAAAAACAAACAAAAAUAAAGAAAAAAAGAUUUAUCUGAGGAAAUUUUCCCAAUUCAGUCUAUUUGGGCAGUAUUUACCAAUAAGUCAGAAUAAAAUAAAUCGACACUUCUUUUGGAGUGUCUUUGUUCCCUAUAUGACAUGGUUGUAUUCUGAAGAAUUCCUUGAUCUAUAGUUAGCUUGGGGAGGCAUUUUCUUUCUUUUAUUCUUUAUUUUUUUUUUGAGAGGGGUCUCACUCUGUGGCCCAGGCCGAAGUACAGUGGCAUGAUCCCAGCUCACUCCAACUUCCACCUUCCUGGUUCAAGCGAUUCUCCUGCCUCAGUCUCCCAAGUAGCUGGGAUUACAGGCACAAACCACCAUGCUCGGCUAAUUUUUGUAUUUUUAGUAAAGACAGGGUUUCACCAUUUUGGCCAAGCUGGUCUUGAACUCUGGACCUCGAGUGAUGUGCCCACCUCGGCCUCCCAAAGUGCUGGGAUUACAGGCAUGAGGCGCUCUGCUCAGUCCCCUUUUUUCUUUUUUUCAAAUAGUGUCUUGCUCUGUCAUCCAGGCUGGAGUGCAGCGGCUCUAUCACAGCUCACUGAAGCCUCGACCUUCUGGCCUCAAGCAGUCCUCCCACCUCAGCCUCCCGAGUUGCUGGGACCUCAGGUCUGUGGCUAAGAGAUGGGGUUUCACCAUGUUGCCCAGGCAGGUCUCAAACUCCUGAGCUCAGGCAAUCCACCCUCCUCAGACUCUGAAAGUGCUGGAAUUACGGGUUGUGAGCCACUGAGCCUGGUUUUGACAAGGUGCUUUCUAAUAAAUCUUAAGCACAUGUUUCUUUCAAUUCCCUUGUUCAGGAUCCUUUCGCUCUGAUACUUGGCUGAAUAAAUAAAUUAUUUAUUAACAAUUUAGCAUGAUAUUUAAGCCUAAGAAAUCUUCAGUUCCUUUGGGACAUUUUCUUUGAUAUUUUUCUUACAUUAUUUGCUCUGUUUAUGUGUAAACUUAUGAAUAAAUCUUACUUAUUGCAAAUGUGAUUCUGAUUGCUACUGAUCAUUAAGGAAGUAGAAGUCAAUAGUGCUGUCAUAGGUCUACUACUGAAAAAAUUACAGUGAACAUGUGUCUCAGCUGAUCAGCAAGAGACAGCUAUGAGCUAGACUUUCGUUUUUCCUUACAUUCACUCUUCUCUGUGGUCCAAUUGUUGCUUAGUCCUAAGACGGAGACAACCUGCUAGUGCAUUCAGUUCUCAGAAUAUUGUUUUAAAUCAGUGUUGAACUAAUUUGACUAUGCCAGGUUUUAAAAGUAAUUUUUUUCUGACCAAUUUAAUUAGUCACUACAACAGAUGUAGUUGUCACAUCUGUUAGGAACAUUUUAGUAUGAUGAAUUUGUUUUUUAUGGGCUUUUUAAAAGUACUGUACAAAUUCAUAGUUAUUAACUCUCCAGUAUUGCUACUCUAAUCUUAUUGAAGAGUGAAAAAUUGUGUGGGUGUGGGUGCCUGGGUGUAAGGAGAGCUUACUUCUGUGAUAUGCAAUCAGUCAACAGAAGGUAUAUCACUUUUAUCUCUUACUUCACCUUACCUUAACUCUCACAGCUCUAGAUUUUAUUGUAUUAUCCAGGUGAUUAUUUAAAACUAACACUUCACAUUUUAGAGUGGUCUAUUUACUAGCUCAAAGCAUGUACCUUGUGAUCUAAGUAAAAUAACUUUGUAGUAUUUUUCCAAAGCAGUGUUUAUUUUAUGAGUUUGUUAAAAAUGCUAACACAGAAAGCCAUGUUCACUAUUAAAUGAUUUUUCAAAAAGAUAAAACAUAGCUAGUUAAUAUUCA
Callithrix jacchus (white-tufted-ear marmoset) is the source of this 14534-nucleotide messenger RNA. NCBI's taxonomy places the organism in Eukaryota, Metazoa, Chordata, Mammalia, Primates, Cebidae. The record is from RefSeq and is a predicted model, not a curated record.